AUGGAGUACCCUCCACAAUAUCAACAGCCUCAUGGGCAACACCCACACGCCCCGUCGCAUAUCCCUGGCCCAUACCAACCAGGUCCACCGAAUCCAGGUGGUCCCGUUGGGUCCAUGGCAUCCCCCACCAAUCCCCAGGCACCUAUGCAACAAACACACCCUGCUCAUCAGACAUCCCCGAUCCUUCCAUCGCAACAGCAUUAUCAACAAGCUCAGAAUGCGCCCGGUGCCGUUCACCAGCAGAUGAAUUUCCCACAAGGCUAUGGAGUCACCACGGCAAUGCCUCAAACAUAUGGUAUCUCACCAACCCAGGCUGCCGCGAUGGCCACCGCCGCCGCCUCUGGACAAUUUUACCCGCUUCAUCAGGAUGUUACCGGACAGAUGGCGCAAGGGUCAAGAGGCUCCCCACGCAUGGCAGGUGUCCAAAUGAAGCCAGAUCGGAAUCCGCGAUCUCCACCUCAGAUGUCCGGCCAGAUGCCUCCGAUGGGCACUCAGGUUCAAAUGGCUCCAAACUCCCAGUUGCCACCCCGUCGCAUGAGCCAUGUGGGCAGCCCCGGAGUGCAAAAUGCGCAAAUUAACCACAUCGGCCGACCCUCGGUAGCUCCCCCACCUAUGUCCGCUCCCCAAGCUGCUGUACAACAGAACCAACCUUCGCCUGAGAUGGUCCCUAGUGGCAACCAAGAAGAGUCCCCCUUGUAUGUCAACGCCAAGCAAUUUCAUCGGAUCUUGAAACGUCGCGUCGCGCGACAGAAGCUAGAAGAGCAGCUGCGACUCACUUCGAAGGGCCGCAAACCGUACCUUCACGAGUCGCGACACAACCACGCCAUGCGCCGGCCUCGUGGUCCUGGUGGUCGCUUUUUGACUGCUGACGAGGUUGCCGCGAUGGAAAAGAAGGUGGCGGAUGGCGAUCCUGACCCGCUGGCCGAGAUCAUGGGAAGAGAGAAUGGCUCUGCCCAGAAACGGAAAUCAAGUGAGGUCAACGACGACCAUAUGAACUUGAAGAAGCCCAAGACCAGCAUUAGUGCCGACGCCAGCGAACAAGACUCCGCCGACGCAUCUGACGAUGAUGGUUGA
Molecule: messenger RNA, 1074 nt
Organism: Penicillium angulare
Lineage: Eukaryota; Fungi; Ascomycota; Eurotiomycetes; Eurotiales; Aspergillaceae
Gene: hapB
Product: CCAAT-binding transcription factor subunit HAPB
Exons: 1
Coding region: 1-1074 (357 amino acids)
Biological process (GO): regulation of transcription by RNA polymerase II
Cellular component (GO): CCAAT-binding factor complex
Molecular function (GO): DNA-binding transcription factor activity, RNA polymerase II-specific; RNA polymerase II cis-regulatory region sequence-specific DNA binding
Source: RefSeq, a predicted model, not a curated record